Messenger RNA from Gloeophyllum trabeum ATCC 11539, 1059 nucleotides. RefSeq lists its product as uncharacterized. The transcript is spliced from 15 exons. The record is from RefSeq and is a predicted model, not a curated record. The coding region runs from base 1 to 1059 and encodes 352 amino acids. NCBI's taxonomy places the organism in Eukaryota, Fungi, Basidiomycota, Agaricomycetes, Gloeophyllales, Gloeophyllaceae.
AUGUCGGCCUUUUCGAUCCCCAACAUACAGGCCCACCCUGAGUCCUUCAUUGGACCGGGGCUUGCAGGGAUGUUCGUGCAGGCACUCCAGACCGGCUUCUUGAUCAAUCAGGCCCUCAGGUUCUGGAGCCGAACUUACGAACCACUCAUACUCAAGGUGAUCGUUUCGUUCGUAUCGGCCGUCGCAGCCUUCCAGACUGCCGUUUCCUUCUACGCCAUCUGGCGGUUAUGUGUCCAUCAUUUCGGAGACUGGGUGGCUACUGUCAAUCCUGCUUGGCCAGAUAAGAUUCAGACAAUGCUCACGAUGGCGAUGGCGUCGCCUGUGCAAGGCUUUCUCAUCUGGAGAUGUUGGAUUCUCACCGACAAACGCUGGAUAACUCUGGUGCCCUUGUCAGCAUUAUUGACUCUCACCACUGUUACCAGCAUUGUGGUCACGGCAGACGUCUUCACGGUGGACUUUACCAAGCCUCUAACGCCGCCUGCUGGUCCAGCAGCUAAGAUACCGGUGGACGUCACUUGGGUAUUAUGCAUAUCGGGAGCGGCUAUCCUCGACAUCGCCCUUACCACCAUACUCUCCCUGUACUUGCUACGAUCCAGGCAUUCAGCUAUAACUCCAAGGUUCAAACGAAUUAUCACGAAACUCAUCGUAAUAGCAUGGGAAGCGGCGCUAUUGCCAUCCGUGUGCGCUAUAACGACGGUGAUCACUUACUUAAAAUUAGUCGACUACAAUUUCUGGGAUUUGUUCUUCCAGCAGGUGCUUGGGAAAUUCUAUGUGAUAUCCUUAUUCGUGACUCUUAACGGACGCGCCGAUUUACAACGGAAGCCUCAAGAAAGUUUCCUCGCAAAUCUCACCCAUAUUACGGAGAUGCAUCCGCUCUCCGCCCAGGAGAUCCGGAUCGGGAUCGAUCGUAGUCGGGACCAAAUGCACGAGGAACGACUCGUCUUCGAGAUCGGAAAGCUGGACGCCGACUCGCGGGCUCGGGAGCUGCUGACGGCCUCACCCCUGCUACGGUUUUGGUAUGCAGCGAGGCCGGGACAGUACACCGUCAUGGAUGUCUAA